This is a messenger RNA of Gamsiella multidivaricata, 1527 nucleotides long. RefSeq lists its product as uncharacterized. Gene Ontology annotation, molecular function: RNA binding. The transcript is spliced from 5 exons. NCBI's taxonomy places the organism in Eukaryota, Fungi, Mortierellomycota, Mortierellomycetes, Mortierellales, Mortierellaceae. The record is from RefSeq and is a predicted model, not a curated record. Bases 1 to 1527 code for a protein of 508 amino acids.
AUGACCACCAAGCGACUCGACCUCUCCUUUGACGCCAUGUCCCUCAAGGAUAAUGGCCUUCCCUCCCCAAUCAACCGCCCGUACUCACAGUAUGGUUCCGAGCGAGCUCCCUCGAGUCCCAUCACCCGCAAGCCCACCAUUGGCACUGGUUCCCAGCGCAACAGCGUACGAGUUGACGGCAAGGAUGUGCGCCGUCAGUCUAGCCGCCUGUCCCUUGCGAAUGUGAACUGGAAUCCCGCGCAGGCCUCUCCAAUCCAAUCACCCAUGCUCCAGCAAGAUCCUCGACAGCAGCAGCAGGGUAUAUACGGCUACCAGCAGGCACCCAUGAUACAGCAAAGCACCUAUACUCACCAGAUGCAGCAGCAGCAACAGCAGCAGCAGGCAACAGAAGAGCCUGCCGACACCAUCCCUACUGCCAUCGUUAUCAAAAACAUACCUUUCUCUGUCAAGCGGGAUGCUCUUCUUGCGAUUCUCGACAACCUCGACAUCCCCAAACCCUACGCCUUCAACUACCAUUUUGACAACGGAGUGUUCCGUGGUCUGGCCUUUGCCAAUUAUCGUACUGCGGAAGAAACUGAAAUUGUCGUCAAUGCCGUGAACGGCCUGGAUGUCUCUGGACGAAAGCUUCGUGUCGAGUUCAAGAAGGUCAUGCCCGCGGCUGAGCAGGAGAAGCGCGAGCAGGAAAAAGCUGCCGCCUUGGCAGCAGAGGCGCUUCAUCGUCGCGAAAUGGAACUUAUGGAAGCUCACUUGUUAGAUCAAGAGAGACGUGAACAGGAACGCCGUGAACUCGAGCUUCAGAACCGGGAAUUCGAGCGCGAUCGUCGCAACCGAUCCUCCGUCAUGCUUGAACGACACAACUCUGGCCGCAGCAUCGACCGCGAUGAUACUGAUUCGCGCUAUUCGUCUUCUGCUUCUUUGAAUCAGUUAGAUCUAAAUGAUGGCGAGACGUUGGCCUUUUACGAUCGCCUGUUGAUGUUCCGAGGCGACUCCACCAAGGACGACAUGAUUUUCCCCGAGAACCUUAGCGCCCGUCAGCGAAAGAUCCUGCAUCUCAUUGCCGAUAAGCUGUCCUUGUACCACUUUAGCGAGGGCGAGGGUAAUUUGCGUCGGCUCAUUAUCAUGAAGACCCCUCCACCUAACAUGGCGAUGGAAACCCCCGCCUCAAGGUCUCCCAAGCAACGUCCCAUGUCAUUUGCUGGCAGAGGUAACCUGCGAUCAGAAAGCCCAGUUUUGAAGACAAAGAGCCCUUUCGUGGAUGUCACUUCUGGAUCAGCUUCGCCAACUCGUUCACUGUACAGAAAGUCGAUGAUCUUGAACCCCGACACCGUCAGCAAUGUCAUCUACCCCAUUCGCCAGCCCAAGGGACCCGAGCCUGGCAAGGUGUUCACCAUCAGAGAACAAAAGCAACUGCGCGAUGCUACCAUGAUCGCGCCUGCUUUUGACCUGCGCCCACAGCCCGUCCGAUCAAUGUCGGGUCGAUCUACACUUGAUGUCAAGGCUCCCAGCUUCAAGCCCGCAAACGUCUAA